AUGAUUUUCAAAUUCUUAAAGGGCGGCGUCAGUGGGGGCGGCAAAGCCCGGCGUUGGUUCAAAUUCCAGCAAUCCAUGAGCAAAAAGCGAUGGUUUGAAUUGGAUCGCGAAAAGAAUGGACCCAUUGCCUUGUUUGAUUUUUCCGAUUUCAAUGAUGCCGUGGACGCUGCGUUGAUUGAUGAGGGACCCAAAAAGGGAGGCUGGAGAAUAUCAGACGACUCCACGAUUGGUGGUUAUUCGAAAGGAAAGUUUCAAUUGAUUCGGAAUCCACAAGAUUAUCAACAAGUGAUGCAGGGGAAAGAAGCAGGAUCCUUGUUGGAGGCGAUGGAAAAGGGAGAAAUCAAUGAAAAGGACUACAACGAUACUUAUAAGAGUGACGACAAGGUCAAUGAUGAUGAUGCAGAAAGUGUAGAGGAAGAAAUUACCGUAUCCGAUCAUGGUGAUGAUACUCAAACAAAGAAGAAAUUCAUUCCGUUUGUCCGAUGGAAUGGAACCAUAGAUACCCGCAUUGACGAAAACAGCGAAGUCCAACGUUCUGGAUUCUGUGCCAUUCGAUCUCCCGAAUUUCCCUUUGGAGGUGCGGACUUGGGAGGCCGGUACAAUGCCUUGGAAAUUCUGUGUCGAUCGGAUGGAAGACCGUACUCGCUAAACUUAAAGGUGGAUACCUUUAUCCCAGAAGAUAUCUUUCAAACAUUUAUCAAUGUUCCACCUACCUACGAACCGGAUGCCACAAUAUGCCCCGAGACGGGAGGAAAGUUUGAUCGAGUAGUUUUGUUAUUUCAACAUUUCAUUGUCACUGCUGGUGGACGAAUGCGAUCUACCCAACGUGAUUUGGACAACAGUGUGAGAAUAGAGACGAUUGGACUGACGCUGAUGGAUGGGGUGGACGGUGACUUUCAAUUUGACUUGGCCCGUAUUCGAGCCGUCAAUUACGAUGAACGAGGCAUCAUUUACAAUAAAGCUAAAGUACCACAAUAG
Messenger RNA from Cylindrotheca closterium, 978 nucleotides. The record is from the annotation of a GenBank genome assembly. NCBI's taxonomy places the organism in Eukaryota, Bacillariophyta, Bacillariophyceae, Bacillariales, Bacillariaceae.